UUUAUUGUUAAAUCCAGUGUGGAGUUGGUAGUCCUCAGUAAUGCAUGUUUUUCAAACACAUGAUGGAGAUACAGCGUGCUGGAUGAUAGAUGGGCGGGGCUAUAGUUUGUAAAGUGACAUCACUGCCCUUUUGAAGUGAAUUUCAGUACUUGACCCCAUUGGAUGGAAACCGGGAGUCCGAGGAGCAUUUGGUGGCUUGAACCUAUUUGUCUCUGAAUUGCCACGUUAGGAUCUGGUUUUGCUUCCUUCACACUGCUUUCAGCUCACGGCGCAUCGCGAGGGUGAAGCAGCGGGUUGAUACAAAGGUUUUGUUUUUUUUGCACGUUUGUAUAUUUUAAGCGAUUUGCUCAAGGAACCGCACGCCUCCCGUAUCACCUCGUCUCCGGCGUGAAGUCGUGGGUUGUCCGCUCUUCCAGACCGAAGCAGAAGUGUAGAAACCAGACGCCUUUACGAUCCUCUGAAGGACAGUUACUGAGUUGGCGAAAGCAUCCAUUAUCUCUGGGUUCAGUGUGUGAGCAGCACUGAAUCCAGUGAUCAUAACAAGCAGCAACUGAUCGUCUUGUAAUAUUGGCGAUGAAACCUGAUGGGGUUGCCACAGCACCAUCUGAACCAAUGGAAGCCGAAGGAACAGAACCCAUAACGGAACCAACCGACAAUGACGGGGCAUCUCAAAAUGGGACUACACCCUCACCCCCACAACCUGAUGAACCCCAAAAAGAGCAAACGGCUCCUCCGACUGUUAAAGAAGCUUCUGGGAAAGCAGUAGAUGCUAAAAGCAAAUCCAAAAGCGCAGUCAAAAGCAAGAUUGCUGCAGGUCCAGCUACCACUGGACCAGGCACACGACCCAAAGCAACCCAAAGCCGUGUGGCUAAUGGCCUCACAAAGACUGCAUCGAGUGCCCCGACCAAGAAACCCAUUCCAGCCAGCACUGCGGCAGCAGACAAGAAGAAACCCACCACUACUGUUGCAUCUUCUGGCCCAAGUAAGAAACCCGUUGGCUCUUCUACUGCCAUUGCAACUUCAAGAGCUCAAUUUAAAACAACAACUGCUGGAACAAACCGAUCAACGACAACCACCGCAGCCAGUGGAACAAAGACAGGACCUGCUGUCAGCACAGCCACCAGCCUGAGCAAGAGACCUGCCACUAGUGCUGCAACCAAACCCAAGUACACUGCUCCUGCUCCAAGGCCAGCUGCUGCCCCUGCUGCCAAACCCAGCACUUCAGCCACAGCCAAAACCACUGCAGCUCCCAAAACUAACAGGGCAACUGGAAGUUCACGACCAGCUGCUACUUCAGCUACAGGAAAAACAGUACCUGGUACAACUACAUCUGCUUCUGCAGUUCCUAGAACAAGCCGCACUGCUACUAAACCCCUUGUUAUAGCAUCAGCUGCUCGGAAAGAUGCUGGAAAAACAAGCACUAUGGCACCUGCAAAAAAACCCGUUCCCUCAACAAUAUCCCGAUCUGCAGCCAGCAAGCCUUCAAAUUCAGAGGCUCCAAAACCAUCUGUGGUUACCAAACGACCUCCAACUAGCAUCAAAGCACCUCAACCCAAACCAGAAGACAAAAAAAGUGUACCAAUACGUAAGGUGCCUCCUGGUCCACGAAACAAUCCCUCAAGGCCAGCAUCAGGCAAGAAUAUUGCAGCAUGUCCUAGUCACAAACAACCAGGUAGCACAGUUGGUGCAAAGCUUCAGCUAGCUAAACCAACACAGUCUGUCAAAGGUAAGCUGGAUGAUAAAGAACCUGCAACAAAACCUGCUGAUAAAGAAUCUGUAACAAAACUUGAGGAUAAAGAACCUGUAGAAGACCCUGUGCAACUUUCGGCAGCUGCAGUAGCUACAGUAGCUGUAGCAACAGCUGCAGCCAUAGUGGGGGAAGAAUCUGUUUCAGGACCUGAAGCAGCUCCAAAUGUAGAGAGUUCUGUGGAUGUUUCAUCCUCUUCUUUAGAUGUUCAGGAAAUGGUAGAUGUCCAGGUCACUAAUGUAAACUCUCAAAAUGUGCUGGAUGUUUCUAACACAGAGCAAGAGGAUCAAGAGGCAUUAAUAGAAGCUGGUUCUGUUGAAGUGGCUUGUCCAGCAUUGUCUCUUGGCAAUCAGGAAUCUGAAGAGCAGGUGUCUGGAAAAGUUGAUGAAAAGCUUAUUGCAGUUGAGGCACCAGUUGCACUGGAAACAACUGAACAGGGAAGCUUAACUGCUUCUCAAUUAGAUAAAUCUGCAUCCACAAUAGCAUCCUCUGGUGUAGAGGUGGCUGAAAAAGUUGAACGGAAUAACAUUGACUGUUAUGAAGAUGUGGAAGAAGAAGAGAGGGAAGGCAGUCAACAAGUGUCUUUGUCAGAAAUGAGUGGCACCCAGCCUACUGAAGAGUCUCGACCUGGGUCAGCUGGGCUUGCCGGCUCCGUUUGGCGAGCAGGAGCCUUGCUCUCUGAGCUUGACUCUGAGGAUGUGAGUUGCAGCCAGCAGGGAGCAUCAGAGCUAAGUGCUCCAGGUGUCCUGGAAGGCACGGAGAGCAUGGAUGAUCUAGGGGAUGCAAGCCUUAAAGGAGCUGAUGGCGAAGGUGCAUCUGUUGGGUCCCCUGACUUUGAGAAAGUUUCAGAUAUUCUUACUAAUGAAGAUGAUGAUGAUGAAGAUGAUGAUGAAGAUGACGAUGACCGAGUCUGUGACAUGGAGGUUGGGUCUGAAAGAGCAGAGGACUCUCAUAGGCAGCAUCAUGACAACGAGGAUGAUGAAGAGGACGAAGAUGUAGAAAUGGCAAGUGAGGGCAUUACUGAGAGUGGGCUUGAAAGUUAUGGGAAUGCAGAUGAGGAUGACUUGACUGAAGACUACAGAUUAGACAAUUUAAACCGAAUCCAGCCUCCUCCCAUGGUUCCUUCUGCCCCUCCAUCCCAGUGGAACCAGCCUAUUUGCUUUGCUGAUGCCUGGGCCCAGCCACCACAACCUGCGUCUACACUUCUUUCAAGUCCUUCCUCUGAAUGUUGGCAAGCAGACCCAGAAACCCCAACACAGACACCUGCUCAAGCUAGAAUUGACUUUAGCUCUGAAAGGGGUUCUCCAUCAAAUCUUUUGGAGCCUUCACCUUGCACACCUCAAGCUCCACUAUCUGCUUCAGAGGGGAAUGUUAGCCCCAAACCAAGCUUGACAUCCUCUCAAACCUGCAAGUUCCAGCCUCAUACUUCCAGUGACCUUGACCUAGCAUCCGACAGUAACAAAGACACAAGUUUACCAGAAGAGGUGAAAGACAAGAACUAUUCAGAGUCUCUUUCUAAAGUGGAGCUCCAGCCAGAACCUCUAAACCUUAUGCCCAAGGUCUUGCCAGAUAUCAUGCAAGAUCUAGGCAUCCACCUUGAACGUGCUGAUGAGGAAGAGGAACCUGAAACUCUGCCUGCUGAUGAUGUACUGGGUGGUCCUGCAACUGCUCCAUCAUCUCCUUCAUCAGCUACUGAAGAUGAGGCAAGUGACACAGAAGGUGAAAUGCAGAUCAGUGAUCCUCAAGCUGAGCUAUCUGGCACUGAUGCAUUUGGUACAGCACCUGCGGGCCAAAGCUUGUCAACUCUUGAGGAAUGUGAAGAAAUUGGUGGGGAGAGUGGUGGUGGUGGUGGUGGUGGUGGUAGUGAGACCCCUCAGUCUGCCACUUCUGCUGCAUCCUAUGGCUUUGACUACAUGACCUCUAACUCCAAUGCCCAGUCAUCUGCCGAGAGUUGUAGCAAGAGUCCUGGCAUCUUUUCUCUAGAAAAUGAAGAGCAGUUGCCAGAUGAGGCCAAGGAUCCAUCUCUUCUUAAAGAGUUGACCUUGAUACCCACUACUGCUUCAGAGGAAAAGAUUGAUCCUAUUAAAAGCCAACAUGGAGAGGUCCAGUGUCACACAGAGCAGCAGUACAUGCUGUGUGGAGAGUCCAGUGAGCUGCCUAAGUCUGAUUCAGCAGCAGGAGCUGUACCCUUAGAGUCUGGCUUUAUUGAUCCUUCAUCCCAACAGCACCAGGAAGAGGAACAAGAACUUGACUCUCAGCAUCCGUACUACUCCACUAUAUGUGAAAAGACUGAUAGUGCCCUGGCAGAAGGAAACUCCCAUUUUCCACCACAACCAAAUGAUUUGCUUUCUAUCCAAAUGACGAUGUCAUCCAAACUUCGUCUCAGGCCACGUGCUCCCCAUGUGACCCAGCCACCACGGCUUCCCACUGACCUUCCUCCCAGAAUACCAAAUGUGGUGUCAAACACGCAGCUCCGAUGUCUUGAGCAACACCAACAGCACCUUCAUGAGAUCCAGCAGCGCCAGGAGAAACGUAAUAGAGAACAAGCGAGACAAGAAGAAGAGGAGAAACAAGCAAGGAAUGAGAUGGAUCAACAGGAGGAAGAACAGAAGAGAAAUUUGCUUGAGUUGCAACUUAAGCAGCAAGAGCAAGAACUAAAGCAGCGACAGCAGAUCAUGCAGUGGCAACAAGAACUUGAACAGCAGCAGCAGCAAAAACACAAGGUGCAUACACCAGUUGUCCUGUCUCCUUCAUCAGGUCUCACCACCAUCUAUGAAACUGUGGAAACAAGUGAUGAAGAAGAGGAGGAGGAAGAAGCAGUGGUUAAGGAUGUAGAAGAUAAAAGCUCCUUUAUUAUAUGUCCUGGAGAAGACACGCAAAGAUGCACUGAAGAAAAUGACUCUGAUCUUUAUUCACAAUGCACAACACCUUCCCCUGAGUCUAUUAUUCAGGGUCCUCAGCGAGAAAUUCAGGAAACAGAUCCUGCAGCAGACCAAGACAGUCCUUCUCCCUUGGGAUCUCCUGAACGUUCUCCGCCUCUGGAGUUUGACUGGGGCAAGAAAGUUGACAUUGUCCAGCAGCUCAUCAAUCAGACAUUACUGCUUGCAGGUGACAGUUGCUCGCCCCUUCUUCUGCUGCCUGGAGGAGCAGGUGGUACACUCAGCCCCCUCGAAAGCAGCCUGUGGCCCAACUUGUUGCCACCUCUGACACCCCCUUCAGCCACUGUGACAUCUGUGAGCAGCUUCUCACCCGAGGCUCCAGGCAGCUCUGCUCAGGGUGAGUGGACGGUGGUUGAGUUGGAGACGCAUCACUGAUGAAAGCUGAAUAACAUGCUUGCCAAAUAUGAAUUUUUGUUCUCAAAAGACUUGACGAAGGUCCACCAGUAGGAAAGCACAUGUAGCAUUAGAUAAUGGAGCAUUCUCUUGAACUCUUACAGAGGAUCUAGUCAUGGAUUUGACUGGUUCAUUCAUCUUCAUUCUGCAGUAUUUCAGCAAGCGUUGAAGUAGAAAAUUGUGUGAGCCUGAAUCUGAUAAUGCAGAACAGUGUGCUGGACUAUCACCAUCUUGCUCUCCGUUUGGUUUGUCUUCCUCCUGAGAGUUAUUCUAGUGCAGUGAGCGUUCAUUUGCACUCCCCACCCAUCCAUCCAAAAACAAUAGAACACUAGUUUAUACCUUUUUAUGCCACUGAAACAGCCUCCCUGCCAAAUUGAUCAGUCAUAUCUGACCUGCCCUCGUGCCAGAAGGCCAUUUCCUUAAGGUUUAAUGGAGAUGUCUGGCUGGCUUGAGCUACAUACAUUUAUCUACAAGUCAUUAUUGAGCCCUCUACCCACAAUGCAGGCAAGAUGCCAGCUCAAUGACUGAGCAACUUAAAACAAAAUGGGCUCCUUUCUCUGACUUCUCGGAGCAGAAGAUCUUUGAAAAAGAUAAAACCUUGAGGUAAAUCGAAACAAGCAGUUUUUGAAUCCAGAUCAAGCAGCCAUUGUUUUUGUUAUGCACUAUGACGUCUACAAACAAAAAAACUCCCAAAAAACACACUGGUUUAAUUCAGCUCUUGUUCAACAGCACAGAAUGCUGUUAUUGAAUAAUACAUUGCUUAUGCAUACUAUUUGACACAACAUUUGCAGGAAUAACUACAAAAAUUAAAUUGUAAAGUAAAUUUGCUGAUGUUGUUCCAAAUAAAAUGUUAAAUUAUUUGAGUUAUUGUGAAACUGUAAAAUAGAAGGUAUUACAAAUUUUCCAAAGCAUGCACAGCUAUCCACAAUUUUAAACGUAUCACAGGUUCAAAGACAGUCUCCUGGUCUAAACCUUUAUCUUUGAGGACCAUGAUAUGCAAAGUAAUGUGCUAUGGUUUUUCCUCAAGUAUAUGCACUGCUGUAACAUUUAAAAUAUUGCUGACAACAGACCCAUUGCCUCUCUAGAUUAAUGCAUUACAGGGAUUUUUAAUUAUUUUUAGUGAUACUGGAAAAUCUGUGCAGCUACAUCAAAUGAUCAUCUUUACUGUGAACCUUCUGUGCCUCCCUUACCUGUCCGAAUUAUGAAUGAUUAGUAUCUAUUUGAGGAAGAAGGAGCAGCUCUCAUAACAGCACUCAUGUGGUUUAAAUGAUAUUUUCUGGUUUGCUGUGAAUGAGGUUGACUCCUACGUUUAGAGGGCUGGAAGAACUUUUUGCUAAAUAAGCACUCUCAUACGCUGUCAUAAUAGUCUCCCAAGUUUUUACUAUCCUUACUUUGGUUAAAGAAAAUGGUUGAUCUUUUAUAGUAGUACGAUUUUAUUUUUUUUUUUUAUUCUCAGUGCAGUACUCUGCAAUGUUCAGUCUCUUUGUAUUUCUAUGCCACCAAGAAAAAAAAUCUAAUUAUUAGAUCACAACAAAUAUUUUAAAGUAAAUAAGACAUUAGGUCACAUGAGAACAUUUAACAUAUUCACCUAAAUUUAACUUAUAACGAUAAUGUUAUAUAGACAUUUAUGUAUUUGAGUCUGGUGAGGAGUUUUGUCUGUCACAAGUCUGACUGAAUGAAUUGAUUGAUCGUGGCCCAGUGGAAUGUUAAAGCACAAUUUGAUUAUUGGAGCCCCUAUUAUGUUUUGUCGUGUGAUGGUGCAUGUAUAUUAAUUUAAAGGGACAGUGAUGAAGUCUGUUUACUGUAUUAUGAAGAGAGAUUACGGUUUUAAUUUCAUUUGUACUGUACUGUUGUACUGCCUAUUUGUCUAUUAGUGCUGUGAAGUAGUUUAGAGACUGUAUAGUACUGUUUGACACUGUAAAUGUAGUAGCAUUUAUUUAAUUCAAACCUUUUUUAGUAUAUAUAUCAAAGGAACCGCUUUACAUUAUAAUCAGGGAACACAGGGAUUCCAGGUAGAUUCUGACUUUCACUGUAUUUUGGCUUAACUACUGUUGAAUAACUUGACAUAUCACAGAUACAAAUACCAUACAGAGAAACCUACUGUAUACACACACAAGCCAGCAGUAAAAAUGCACUGAGAUUAGCUUUGACUGGGCUGAUUUACAAUGAGACGUAUGAAGGAACACAACUGCAUUGUUUAUAAUGCUCUGCUCUCUCCACUGAUCUUUACUAUGUUUUCCAACAACUGUGCAAAGACAUAACUACUUCUGUGUGGUAGAUAUUCCACCUUUUAUUGUGUAUAUUUUUGUAAUUUAUUAUUUUGAAAGGAAGGAUUGCUUUAUUUCUUUGUUUUAUAGAGAAAAGAAGGCAGCAGGCUCUGACUGCCAGCAGGUUUUAUUUCUGGAUUUUGUAACAGACUACUUGGAUGGCCUCUGUAUUUUAAUGUUUUCAUAAAAAAUAAAGAUUAAAUGUCAAACCAA
Molecule: messenger RNA, 7559 nt
Organism: Puntigrus tetrazona (Sumatra barb)
Lineage: Eukaryota; Metazoa; Chordata; Actinopteri; Cypriniformes; Cyprinidae
Gene: prr36a
Product: microtubule-associated protein futsch
Source: RefSeq, a predicted model, not a curated record